AUGGACAUUUCAACGACUCCGUGGUCUGGAUGGGAAGAUGAUGAAUCCGAUUCAAAGGAACGCGUACGUGAGCAACUGAGUGAGAUGCGACCGCGCGAAAACGGAGAUGUAGGGGAGGAAAAUGAGCGGAAACAGGCACCGAAAAGGAAAAGAGGAAGGCCCAGGAAAAAUGCCGAUGGGAUGAAGAAGCCACAGGCAAAGCGAAGAAGCCGCGCCAAACGUGACAGCUCUGAAAGCACUGGGGAUUUUAGUGUUGAUGAUGACGAUAUAGAAGACGAGGAGGAAGACGAACUAGAAGAGCCCGAGGACGAUCCUAAUGACCCGGAAUUUGAACCAGGUCGUAGGACUAGUCGGCGACAGCGGAAACCUGUGAAAACUUACAACACGAAAGCCCUCUUAAGGGAAGAGAUGUCUAAGGCAAGAGAAUCAUUUAAAGGCGCAAGCCGUGGUCGAGGACGACCUCGUGGUAGCAAUCGAAGAGCCCCAGAUUUGAGUUUCCUUGAUGAUGAUAGAAGAUCAAGUGUUGGUGAUGCUAAUGAGUACGAGAAACUUCUACAGCAAGAAGUGUCCCUAUAUGAGCAACACCUUCCAACACUUCCACCGGUGGUUCCUGUUCCAAGCCAGAGGUUAUACGUAGUUCGAGUUGACUCAGUUGAAGCUCUGGUAAAUGCUGGUGCAGGAUUUCGUCUUAUGACUAGCUGUGUGACGGAUGAUAUGAUGGUCUCACUUUUCCACCUCACUACGGAUAGAUACUUUGUUAAUAAUAAUGCUGAAGAUGUAGUGCAACUUGCCCAAGUACUUCGACAUGUGUGGAACCAGUUGCCUUUAAAGAAGCGCCUUGCGUGGGAAAAAGCGGCACGUAAAGUAGCUUUGGAAAGUCAUACUGAAAGAGAUGAUGGAUGCUCUACAGAAGAUGAGAAUGUGCAUGUACGGAAAGAUGUCAUGCCGGUGCGAGAAUUUCCAUUUUAUGUGAAAGACGACCACAGUCAGCUCCCCAGCGACAAGUCGUGGCGUUUACAAGCAGUGAAUGGGCCGGCCAUUGCGGAUAUGGCCCGGAAACAACGACCAAUUGAAAGCUCUUGCUGUGAUGUGCGCGAGACCUGGAAAUCAUUUAUCAACGUGCAGUCUCAUCUGUUGGCUGGUCACUACACCGCUAUGUUUUAUGCGUGUCAUUUUUGCGGAGUAUUGUAUCAUUCGGUAGAAACACUCCUCGGACACGCUGACUGUCCAAGGUGGACGAGUAUGUUGCUGAAUCAAAUGGUUAAAGGUGGAGGGAAGCAGAUUAGAAAAGUGGAAAUGAAGGUUGCUUAUCUUUUCAUGGUAUGUACAGACUGCGGGUUAUGGUUACCGAUACGAGUUAACUAUCCACCUGAUCGACUUCCGAAAGCAUGGUGUUUCUUUGCUACGGUUAUGGAAAGUCAUUCUUGUAAAAAGUUGGUACCGCUGAUAGUGUAUAUGGCGGAUAAUAUGGAUAUGCCCUCCAGAGAUGCUCGUCUUCUCGUUCAUUUCGUGCCUUCUUUUCUAAAGGACUUUCCGAUUUCAUGUGAAGAGUGCCAAAUCGACGCAUUUCCCACUCCUGAUGAGAUGGAUAUGCAUUUCCAUAGAGUUCAUCACAUAAAAUUUAAAUGCACCAAAUGUGGUGAAUGCAGUGGCACUGAGAUGUACCAUAAAGCACAUCUCGCAUCACAUUUAUCUGACUCUCUGUUACUUGCUGACUAUUUACGUACAAGUUGCACGUUUUAUCCACCACCACAUUGUCGUGGACCGCCAGUGGUGGGUGCAGACAGGCUCACUGCUGCUAGUGGAGGAAUUUCCACAACUCUAACUCCUUCCCCGCUGGGACAUGAUUUGAUUGAUCACUGUGAACCCUUAGUCGAGCAGAAGAUUAUGAAUUGCAUUGACAACGCUAAAGUGUCCACAGCUUUGUCAGAGGAAGAAAGUGAGGAGGAAGAAGACAAUUCUAGGCAGCGGCCUGACAUGGGAUUUGAACAAUAUGAGUACAGUGAACUAGAAAUUACACACGAUGAAAAAGAAGCUAAGAAACAAAUAAAUGAAUACUUUCAUAAGAUCAACGGCACCAGUGAUCCUGAUGACGCUGUACUAGACUGGCGUACUAGGGUGAACAACUAUAAGAGUGUUGUGGAUAUUCUGAAGAAUCCCGUCAAGAAAUCGAUAAAUUUGGCUAAAGCACCGGAAUCGACAGGUUGCGACGUGUUUGCUGACAUGUUAGUUGCGAAAUUCACAAAGAGAAUUUCGCUACCGAUUUCAGCCUGUAUGGAAUUACUAUCAGGAAAUUUGUUUUUGAGAAGGUACAUGUACUGCACCGCCUGUAAUACCAUUCUCGCCUCUCAAUCUGGAAUUGAUGCCCACAGCAAAUCGAAAUGUGGAGUAGAGACUCUUGUCUCAUUAUACUGCCCACCGGCUCCAGUUUAUUCGGAAGUGGAAUGCCCAAGUUGUUCAGCCACCUUAUGCUCGAUAUCAGCUUUUCGUGCGCAUAUGGCGAUAAAACAUGGAAUCUAUGUUGAGUACAAGGCUGGAAACCAAAUAGGGUUACUAUCUGAAAGCAGUGCCAGCUUGCAAGAUAUUGCCUCACGAUUCCCUGACAUCAGAUCAGCAGUGGCCCGUGAUACGGACAGUGCCCUAUGGUUACGUUAUGGCAUACUGCAACCAAGGUCCCACUUUGACAUGCAACUCAAACUAGCUAGAAAAGGUAUAAAAGUGAUCGGUUUGGAUCGAAAGGAGAACAGAACGCCUAGUGCUGCUUCUCAGGCUUCACCAAAGGUUUCUAAUCGAACACCGGUUACAGUCAGACGCACCGCUUUCACAUUAAAUGAUAGCUUGCCGCCCGUUGGUAUGGACAGGAGGGACGAUGCCGCACCAGCACAGGCGUCUGCACUAGCUCAAGGAAUCAAUCAGCACUAUAUCAAGCCGUUUGUCUUGGUUAAUAACAUGCUGCGAUGUAAAUUCUGUGCUCAUCAAACGAACACCCCACAGAUGAUGAGAGAUCAUUUACAAUCUAAUCACGUGUUAGUGUGUAGAGCAUGCGGAAACGGAUUCGCACAUCGUGAAGCUUUGACGCGGCAUGGAAAAAUGGGGCGCUGCUCUAUGUUUUUCAAAGACGCAUCGGUGAAACAAAUUUCUGCUGAUUGUGGUGUGUGUAAGAAGAGGAUGUCGCUGGCCAAUGCGUAUCUUCACCUGUUUCGUGAACAUCUUAGUGCAGUGAUGUACGGGACUGUAUCUGGUCAGGUAUACCCCGAACACUUAAACCUUCAUGUUGAUGAAAGUCUGGCUGGAGUGAUCACAUUACCAGUGAAAGAAGUCGCACCGUAUACGUCGUCCUCCAACGUUGAUUCGCAUAAGGAUCGAACAAAUCGUGAAAUGAUGGUCUACAAACCACCCAAAAAUAUUCUCUGCUCAUGUUAUCUCUGUGGUAUGCAAAUGGCCAGUUUUGAGCAGUUGAACCGACAUUUGGACAAACAUGUUGAAAAAUGGACGAGGUGUCCAUUCUGUACUGAUUAUGUUCCUAUCGCUAAUCACGAAGCAAUGAAGACACACCUCAGUCAGAGACACAUGGAGAAAAAGGAUGGGAACUGGAGCUGUCGAUAUUGCCAACGGAUAUUGGCUCGCGGCAGCUACGCGCAUCUACUCUAUAUGUGCACUCAAACACGCAAAUGUGCGUUAUGUCGCGGAGAACAAACCAUGAAGAAUGCUGCCGAGAUGACCGUACAUUGGACAAAUAAACAUCUAGACAUACUAAGAAGAUUCCAAUGCUCCGAUUGUGGAAUGACGUUCUGUCACGUAGAGGAUUACUGGGGUCAUCAGUGCCGAUCCCACUUCAUGCAGCAAAAGUGCAGCUGCGGUUUUGGAGUAGUGUUCUCGUCUCGUACUGCUUUCCUCCUGCACUUUGGGAUGCAUAUCGAUGAAGCGAGCAUGAUGUGUAAAUUGUGCAAAUUCAAAUUUUCUUCCAGAGUAGCGUUGCAGAAUCAUCGUCUUUCGCAUGCAAUCAUGGUAAACAGCACAACAGGGCGGCAAAUGAUCAUUCUGGAUACGAAACUUGUUGUACCAGAGUUGCCGGGUGGAGACGAAAAGAAGCCGAGACGCUCAAAGGAAGUUGAUUCUCUGAUAGAGGAGAAACGAUUAAACGUGGAUAUAACUCUUGUCAUGCGCCAUAUUGUCCGCAAAGUCUGCGAAUCACUCGGCGAAGCAUACGAUCAGCCCAAAGAUUCGCCACCUCCACCGGAGCAUCUGGCUGCUGUUGAUAACGACGACGAUAUCAUAGAGAUUGAUAGUCUUCGUGUUGACGAUGACCUCGUGGGCAGUGGAGAGCCAUUAACGCAUGCUCAACAAACAGCUCUUUCCGCUGAGGUGCGCGUAGAAGCGGCGGACAAUGUUGGAGAUGCCGGUUCUGGAAUGCCUGGAUACGUUGAGGAUGAUGAUGAUGAGGGAGCAGUGGAAUUCAUUUCGUCCGAGAGCAAUCAGAAAGCCGAAACAGGACUUCCCGUUGUCAAAGAAGUGCAUGACGUGAAUGAUGACGAUGAUCUGCAAGUGGUUGCAGAAGUAGAAUAUGCCCCCGGUAAUUCAUCAGCAACGUCAGCAGUUGGUCGUGAAAAGAAAUACAAGUGCUCUCGAUGUAGUUGCACAUUCAUAACGGCCCAUGCCGCAAAGAUACAUGAAGACACUUCUCAUAGUACCGAUGCGGGCGGUAUCUGCGAUAAGGUUUUCGGAAUACCACUCAAAGGAUUCUUCUUUGUGUGCAGGAAUUGUUGUGCUGCGUUCGAAAGUCAACAGCAGUUCAAAAACCACAGAUUAUCACACGGUCCCACCGGCUCGGUUUCAUGUGGUGAGUGCUCCGCAAUAGCCUACAAUACUCCUUUAUUCGAGCACCAUAGAAAUGCUCAUGCAACCAAGGAUCGCCUUUUCUAUGGAUGCAGCCAAUGCAGCAUGAUGUUCCGAACGGACGCGCGCCUUAUGUUUCAUCUUCGCGAAGCUCAUGGCGUUCCACUUUUCUUCUUUUGUAAGGCGUGCCAUCUUGGUGGUACACACGAAAGGACCAUUUAUGCUCACGUUUCUGUGAAAUCGCAAAGAUGUCGUCAGUUUGGAAUACAAAAGAAUUGGACCAGUGUAAUGACAAUAGGAGUCUGUCCAGCGAAUGUGCUUCAUUAUCAGCCGAAAAACAUUGUUUCACACGAAGUCAUGAUGUCUCGUGGAUCGGUUGAGGUCGUGGUACCAUCAGAAUGCUCGCACCGAUCGUUUUUGGCUCCAACCGACUCGUUGAUAACUUGCAGAGAAUGUUUUUGUACGAUGACAGCUGCUUCGUUCACAGCUGCAGAGGCGUACAGAAACGGAGGCGUUUCAAAGGAGCUAGCUAUGUCACUUGAUAACGGAGUGGACUUCCCAUUCUUUUCAGUUUAUGAUCAGAAGCCUUGUGAAGCUGUUCCAUCGACUCCCGGACGUGCGAUAGCUCCCAGACCUUUGGAAACUCCAUCAUCAUCGUCUCAUCUUGGCAACGGUGUUAGGAAUACUGAUUCGCCUAGAAUAGCAAUGAGACCUCCACAAACGCAUGCCAGUUCGACUAGAGUUGCUGCUGUUGCGCCGUUGAUGAGCACGAGAGGGUCCCAACCACUAAAACGUCGUUCGACUGCUAAGGGUAGUAAUUCUGACGUCAUCACACUUAGCGACGACGAACCGGGUCCAUCAACUGCAAAACGGUUGCCACCGCCUGUACAGAAAUGUAGACUGAGCGACGGUAACGCUCUGAAAUGCAAGGUUUGCGACGCUCCAAUGCCAUCAGCACAAAUUUUAUCUCUGCAUGAGCUACACAAAAACGGAAUGAAAUGGUUCUGUCUGGAUUGCGCGAGCGCACAAAUGGAUGAGGUCGAAGCGAUGAAGCACUACUUCAGUGUGCACGUUAAAGUUGCUGAGCAAAGAGCCAUUGAGAGAGGUCAACUGUUCCGACCACUCCACUAUGACCUCCAAUGUCCAUUCCCAAAGUGCCGAGAACCGUUGUCAACGCUUACUAACCUGCGCAUACACAUAAAUAAUAAACAUCGAACUGAAACUGCGUAUACGUCAGGUGCAUGCAUGUUCCGAUUCUGUUCACCGUUUGCAAAAUCUAAACAUGACGGACAACAUUCAACAUAUGAAAGUGUGAAUGGUGUUGAAGGGACAUGUUGCCCACUUUGUGGAACGUUGAAUCAGUGGAAUAUUCAGAUGCCUGGAUCAACAUACACUAUGAGUCACAUAGCUGUUCAUGGUCUCCGCCGAUACCAUAUGUGCCGCGACUGUUUUGUAUGCUUUAAGGGCGACUACGACUGCGUUAGAAUGAAAACGCACUUCGAAACCACUCAUUGCACUACGAUUCCCAAAACGAACAAUCGUGAACUGUUGUGUAAGCUGUGCAGAGAAGUCGUGAUGAAGUCACAUCUUGCUGAUCAUGUUAUCGAAAAACACUUGGUGACCGGUUUCAAAUCGCGUGAUCCAAAGAACCAAGGCAAACUGAUAGUGAAGACCGGAGCAGUAACUCGUCGUUUUCUUGGUUUCGAUCGUAUUUACCAUGUUGGUGAUGAUUCUGACAUGGACUAA
Molecule: messenger RNA, 6582 nt
Organism: Necator americanus (New World hookworm)
Lineage: Eukaryota; Metazoa; Nematoda; Chromadorea; Rhabditida; Ancylostomatidae
Exons: 54
Coding region: 1-6582 (2193 amino acids)
Biological process (GO): regulation of transcription by RNA polymerase II
Cellular component (GO): nucleus
Molecular function (GO): DNA-binding transcription activator activity, RNA polymerase II-specific; RNA polymerase II cis-regulatory region sequence-specific DNA binding
Source: RefSeq, a predicted model, not a curated record